AGACAACAUGGAAUAGCAUCACAGCCGGCGCACCAUGCCCUCUCCCAACAACACCGACCUCAGCCCUUCCUCCUUCGUCUUGGCCGGCACGCCCGGGCUGGAAGCUGCCCGUUUCUGGCUGGCGUUCCCUCUGUGCUCCAUGUACCUCAUGGCCAUUGUAGGCAACGGCGCGGUGGUGUUCAUUGUAAAGACGGAGCUGAGCCUCCAUGCCCCCAUGUACAUCUUCCUGUGUAUGCUGGCCUCCAUCGACCUGGCGCUGUCCACCUGCACCGUGCCCAGAAUGCUCUCCCUCCUGUGGUUUGACUGGAGGGAAAUCAGCUUCGGCGCCUGCCUGCUCCAGAUGUUCCUCAUCCACUCCCUGUCCGCUGUCGAGUCCACCGUCCUGCUGGCCAUGGCCUGGGAUCGGUACAUGGCCAUAUGCCACCCUCUGCAGCACGCGACCAUCCUCACCAAUCCGGAGAUGGCGAAGAUAGGCCUGGCUGCUGUGGCUAGGGGGGUGAUGUUUUUCCUCCCUUUGCCCUUGCUCAUUCUUCGCCUAUCGUUCUGCGGCUCCAACGUCCUGUCGCACUCCUAUUGUUUGCACCAGGACGUUAUGAACCUGGCCUGCACCAGCACCACGGUCAAUGUCGUCUAUGGCUUGACUGCUAUCCUCUUGGUGAUGGGGCUCGACGCGCUACUGAUUGCCUUGUCCUACUUCAUGAUCAUCAAGGCUGUCUUGCAGCUAUCCUCGAGGAAGGAGCGUGUCAAGGCUUUCAGCACCUGCGUGGCCCACCUCUGUGUGGUCCUGGCCUUCUACGUGCCACUGAUUGGACUGUCCGUGGUGCACAGGUUUGGGAAAGGCCUCGCUCCGCUGGUUCAGGUUGUCAUGGGGGACGUCUACCUCCUGGUGCCGCCCCUGCUGAAUCCCAUUGUCUAUGGGGCGAGGACCAAACAGAUACGCAGACGGAUCCUGAGGUGGAUUCUCCAUCACUGACCAUUUUUAAAUCAAGAUGUGAUGUUUUUCUAAAAGACCUGCUCUGGGAAUAAUUCUGGGGCAGUUCCCUGGCCUGUGCUACACAGGAGGUCAGACUAGAUGAUCACAAUGGUCCCUUCUGGCCUUAGAAUCCAUGAAUCUAUAACUUAAGAUUGAUAACGAAGGAGCCACUCAGAGAUUUGCCUCCACUUUGUCUUCUGUAUCCACCUGUCUUCUCUUGUCUUACACUGAGAUUGGAAGCUCUCUGGAGUGGGGACUAUCGUUUUGUUCUGUGUUUGUACAGCGCCUAGCACAACAGCUGGUCCGUGACUGGGGCUCCCAGGCACUGCUACAACACAAAUAACACAAAUAAUGAUCCUAACCUGAGAGCACACAUUCAUUCUGAAACACUGUGGUGAUGGGAACCAACACAGGGACCUGGAUAGAGAGGUGUGACGUUAUCUGAUUAAAAUAUGACCAUGUAGAUCAUUGUUGCAACCACUGUUAUAUAUUUGCAACAACUCUUGUACAAACUGUGGCAUGUAAGAUGUCUAUGAAA
Chrysemys picta bellii (western painted turtle) is the source of this 1511-nucleotide messenger RNA. RefSeq names its product olfactory receptor 51E2-like. Lineage: Eukaryota; Metazoa; Chordata; Testudines; Emydidae. Gene Ontology annotation, cellular component: plasma membrane. Gene Ontology annotation, biological process: G protein-coupled receptor signaling pathway. Gene Ontology annotation, molecular function: olfactory receptor activity; G protein-coupled receptor activity. The record is from RefSeq and is a predicted model, not a curated record.